This is a messenger RNA of Seminavis robusta, 903 nucleotides long. The record is from the annotation of a GenBank genome assembly. Lineage: Eukaryota; Bacillariophyta; Bacillariophyceae; Naviculales; Naviculaceae.
AUGCAGCAAGACCAUGCCGCUGCUCUGGCCUUCGACCUUUACAGCACUGAGCACUAUCCCUUUUGGUGCCUGAACUACUUCUUGAUGCUCUGGUUCCUCUCCCACAUUACCAGGGUCUUCUUUAAGCGUCUGGCUGGCAGUAAACUUCAAACCUCCUUUGCCAAACUAGACCCCAACAAGCAGGACAAUGUUGUCAUCUACGUCCUGCAGCUUGUGGGCACAACGGUUGCUCUUGCUGCUCAGAUCUAUGGUGGAGCAGACAUAAUCUUCCAAGGGAAGGACACAACUUCUGAAGUUCAAAUGACAUGGCUUUUGGUUUCUAUCCAAGUGGUUGCAAUUCUCUACAUCUGGGAACUCAUCUACCGGAAGGAGAUUGGAUUCCCACUUCUUAUUCACCAUCUUGUUACGAUUGUGAACUCUCAGGUCGUUGCAGCAACUUUCUUUGAUACUCAUCAGAUUGUCUACAUUCGAUUUGCUGUUUUGAUUGGGUUCCAUGCAACCAUGGAGCAACCAUCAUUUGUUGCCUUGUUCCUUUACCGCCUUGGACUCUGUAGCAAGAAGUGGCAAGCUUUUUGGUUCAACUUUUCGGCUGUACAAACCCUCGUGUUCAAGACGAUGAUCACAACGGUGACAGCCGUGUACUAUAUCUUUGUGGUCUACAAUCAAGAAGUUGUCAUGGAUGGCAGCUGGGGCGCUUUCUGGAUCCUUUUCUUCCCUCCAAUGACAUUGUGCUUGUAUGGUGCCCAGGCAUACUCAUGUUACGUACUAUAUUUGCUCGGAAAGAAGUGCAAGGGUGAGGGAUCAGAAUGUUCCUUGUCCAAAGCUGAAGACACCUUGACGGAAAUUGACGAGCUCGAGGUGGAGGAGGAACCUCAUCAGUCAUCAAUGUCUAUUGAAGUCUAA